AUCGAGCUCUCGCGGGAACAGCGCUUUGCCCUCAGUGCGCAGGUGCGAAGGCUCUUGGCUUCGGGGCCCGGGCAGGGGGGCGGUCUUGAAGACGCGUCGUUUGGUUUGGCCUCAGUGACGGCGCUCUCCGUCUUCAACCGCUGGGCGGAAGGCGUUUGUUAGGGGCCCGGCCAAGAAAGAGGCCCUCGAGGUUCCUGAUGGUGUCCAUGACUUUCAAGCGGAGCCGCAGCGACCGGUUCUACAGCACCCGGUGCUGCGGCUGUUGCCAUGUCCGCACCGGGACGAUCAUCCUGGGGACCUGGUACAUGGUGGUCAACCUGUUGAUGGCAAUUCUGCUGACUGUGGAGGUAACACACCCAAACUCAAUGCCAGCUGUCAACAUUCAGUAUGAAGUCAUUGGCAAUUACUAUUCGUCUGAGAGAAUGGCUGAUAAUGCCUGUGUUCUUUUUGCCGUCUCUGUUCUUAUGUUUAUAAUCAGUUCAAUGCUGGUAUAUGGAGCAAUUUCUUAUCAAGUGGGUUGGCUGAUUCCGUUCUUCUGUUACCGGCUUUUUGACUUUGUUCUCAGCUGCCUGGUUGCUAUCAGUUCUCUGACUUAUUUGCCAAGAAUCAAAGAAUAUCUGGAUCAGUUACCUGAUUUUCCCUAUAAAGAUGACCUCCUGGCAUUGGACUCCAGCUGCCUCCUGUUCAUUGUUCUUGUGUUCUUUGCCUUGUUCAUCAUUUUUAAGGCUUAUCUGAUUAACUGUGUUUGGAACUGUUAUAAAUACAUCAACAACAGAAACAUGCCGGAGAUUGCUGUGUACCCAGCCUUUGAGGCACCUCCACAGUAUGUUUUGCCAACCUAUGAAAUGGCAGUGAAGAUGCCUGAGAAAGAACCACCACCUCCUUACAUACCUGCCUGAAGAAAUUCUGCCUUUUUCAAUAAACCCUAUACCAGCUUUUUGUCUUGUUCAUUUUACAGAAUGCUGCAACACAGGGCUCAUCAUACUUGUUUGAUACAAAGUUCAUUUUCCUUUGUUUAAGCAUUUAUUUUCAAACACUAACAAGCUUUUUGGAUAGUAUUAAAAUUCAGAUUUUGUUGUUGUUAUGUAUGUUACAUUUUAGUAGUUUUUGAAGACAAUCUAGGUUAAGCAAGAGCAAAGUGCCAUUGUUUGCCUUUGAUUGGGGGUGGGUGGGAAGGGGGCAUUCUCUACACAUAUUCUUUUUUAACUUUGCACUUUCUUUAUAUAAUAGUUUGCAUUUUGGUUAUUUGCUGCCCUGGAUACUUUCAGGAAGAAUGAAUUAAAUAUUCAGGGUGAAUGAGUUCAGUUUAAGAUCUGAAGUUUUCAGCUAUGAAAAUAUGAAAAAUAUAUAACAUUUUAACUUGACUGUGGAAGAUGAUGGUUGCAUGUUUCUAAUUUGUAUGUGUUUCCAUCUUUGAGAUAAGAUGCUUUAAUAAAUCUCUUAAAUAUU
Messenger RNA from Bubalus bubalis (water buffalo), 1449 nucleotides. RefSeq names its product lysosomal protein transmembrane 4 alpha (gene LAPTM4A). Gene Ontology annotation, cellular component: lysosomal membrane. NCBI's taxonomy places the organism in Eukaryota, Metazoa, Chordata, Mammalia, Artiodactyla, Bovidae. The coding region runs from base 198 to 899 and encodes 233 amino acids. The transcript is spliced from 7 exons. The record is from RefSeq and is a predicted model, not a curated record.